Messenger RNA from Glossina fuscipes, 2998 nucleotides. It is a transcript of the gene E2f1, whose product is annotated as transcription factor E2f1. Gene Ontology annotation, biological process: regulation of transcription by RNA polymerase II. The record is from RefSeq and is a predicted model, not a curated record. Gene Ontology annotation, cellular component: RNA polymerase II transcription regulator complex. The transcript is spliced from 5 exons. NCBI's taxonomy places the organism in Eukaryota, Metazoa, Arthropoda, Insecta, Diptera, Glossinidae. Bases 425 to 2980 code for a protein of 851 amino acids. Gene Ontology annotation, molecular function: protein dimerization activity; RNA polymerase II cis-regulatory region sequence-specific DNA binding; DNA-binding transcription factor activity, RNA polymerase II-specific.
AAAAAAAACAAAUAACAAAAAAAAAAACAUUUUUAAUAAGCAAAACGAAAUUUAAACAAAAUAAAAAAGUAUUUUAACGCCAACACACAUACAACCCGUAAGAAUAUAAAAAAAGAGAGCAAAAGAAACCGAUUAGAAAAAUGCUGCGAAAACAAAUGAAAAAUAGAUUGUGAAACAGAUUAUUAAAUACCGAAAUUAUAAUAACUGUGCUUUGGUCGAUGCGCAAAGAAAACUCUAACAAAUCAAAGAGAAAGAGGACAAAAGGAAAUUCUCUUCAAUAAUUGUAUAAAACGAGAACACAGACGACUGCUACUAAUCGACUAACUCGUACCUUAGCAACAACGUUAGCAGCAGCAGCAGCAGUAGUAGUAGUAGUAGUAGUUAUAGCAGCACUAAAUUGCGCUUGAAACGCAAAAUUUGUAAAAUGUCAAAGUAUUUCAUUAAUACUACAACAACCACUGCAGCCACCAGUAGUAAUGUCUAUCAGAACAAUUCAGCGGGCUCAAGCUCUUCUAAUGCGAUACGUAAACUGUCCUAUGAAAAUGUGGCCGCUACUGCGAAAAGCAGUAGCAGCUCCUCUGUUACAACGCGGGGAACAAAUGCGAAAGGUACACGAAUUUUUAUGACAACAACUCAACAGCAACCGCAACGAAAGCAGCACUCUACAUCUUCUGAUAGUGGUGAUACGCCAACCACCAUGGCCACUCAUUUAUUGGAUCAUGGCUAUGGUGUAUCUUUGACACCGCCUUCCGUAUCGUCUACCACGGUAGUAGGUAGUCAUCAAGUUGCCAACGCAUUAAUAACAACUACAGCUAGUAUACCUGCCUCACAAGAAACGCAACAACAACAGCAACAACAACAACAAAAAUACAAAUCUACGGAUAUGACACAAUAUUAUAAGGUUAAACGGCGCAUACCUAUAACCGACGGUCACUCCAGAAAGCAAGCAAAACAUAGUUUACAACAUCAAACGCCUUAUCAAUCGCAGCAUCAGCAACCACAACAGCAACAGCAGCAGCAACAUGUAGUGGUACGCUCUACUAGCAGUAUAAAGCAACAGCAUACCAGUAAUUUUACUGUUCCUUCCCCACAACCAGCCCGACCACCUUCGUCGGCUUCUUCUACCUCUUCAUCUUCAGCUCUAAUAGCUCCUUCUUAUUAUUUUAAAGCAGUAACACCUUCCACUCACUCAAAUUCGGGCCAUGGUGGCAGUUCAGUGGUCUCUUCGGUUGCAAAACGUACGCCGGAAGGUAAUCGUGCCGACACCUCAUUAGGUAUAUUAACCAAAAAAUUCGUAGAAUUAUUGCAAGAAUCGCCGGAUGGUGUUGUCGAUUUAAAUGACGCCUCCAGUAAAUUAUCAGUGCAAAAGCGACGCAUUUAUGAUAUUACAAACGUUCUGGAGGGCAUCGGUAUACUUGAAAAGAAGUCCAAAAAUAACAUACAAUGGAAAUGCGGCAAUUCAUUUCACAGUGCCGAUCGAACCAACGAUAUCAAGUCGGAAAGCGAACGUCUGGAACAAAAAGAGAAUGAAUUGAAUACGCUAAUCGAUCAAAUACGCAAUGAAUUGCAUGGCGAGAUAUCGCGUAAUGAUCAAUUGGCUUAUGUCACCCAAAGUGAUUUAUUAAAUGUCGAUCUGUUUAAGGAUCAAAUCAUUAUAAUUAUUAAAGCGCCACCAGAAGCAAAACUUGUGUUACCUGAUUCACGUAAUCCACGUGAAAUACAUGUGAAGGCUGAAAAUAAUGGUGAAAUCAGUGUAUUUCUAUGUCAUGACAACUCACCCGAGAACUCACCCAAUUUCGGUACGACGUCAUCAUCGGUUAUACACCAUCAUACGCAACAACAGCAACGUCAUGAUCCCUUGAUAAAUGAUAUGAAUCGUUUAACGCCUAAUAUGGAACCGAUGAAACGACCAAGAUCAGGUUUACCCGCCCUUGCAGCCGCUGCCGCUUCCGCCAGCACAUAUCCUUCAGUUAGCGUUCGUUCAGCUCAACGCAAUCUCAGCAAAUCUAUUGAGGAAGCAGCUCAACAGCAGCAUGAAGACAUCACCGUCAGCAAUUCAGUAGAAGUGGUGAAUUAUAUAACUCAGGCUCAGCAACAAACGACAACAUCUGCUCAUUUAAGUGACGAUGAUUUUCCUACAAUUUUCCCAACUAUAACACGACCCGUGAUAACGCACGUGUUGGCUGAGCAAGAACAACAGAAAACCUCUCAGAAAUUGGAACACGUUGAAGAGACUCUCAUCUCAAAUGUGGAUCUAUUAGUUGGUAAUUCAGCCGGCCAACGUCGUCAUACGGGCGAAAGUACUACAGAUAGCAGUGAUUCAAAUCAAACUCUUACGCUUACUAGUUGUAAUAAUAUGGGUAACGGCGGUGUUGGUGGCAGAGGUCUUAGCAAAAAGUCGGGUCUUCGUAAUGAUGUCCCCCUAGUAAACUGUGCAAUGGAGCAGCGACAGCAAACGCAAUCGCAUGUCGGUGUAUUGGCAGGUGGUAGCUCUUCAUCGUCAUCUGCCAACUCCUCUUCACUGUCAUCACCCAAUCAGAAUUCCCCACAAAGCAUUGCUUUUGAUGUUCAAUCAACGAUCGCUGGCGGCUCUUUGCAACACUCAAGUCAACAACAACAACAGCAGCAGCAGCAGCAACAGCACCACCAACAACAGCAACAACAACAGCAACAACAACGGUCACAACAAGCGCAUCAAAGUCAUUGCAAUGUCGAGCAACAACAACAUCAAACAGCCCAGACCGAUUCUAAUGAUAAUGACAGCACAGCCUCCCAACUCUCACAAUUAAUUAAUUCGAAUUGUGGUUCGGGCAUUCGGAAUGCACUUAUUUCGGAUACAGUAAAUCUAAGUCCCACAUCAUACAACUAUUUCGAAGACUUGCCUCCGCUGUUACCUAUUGAACCGCCAAUGGAUGGUUAUUAUAAUUUCUCCUUGGGUCAAUCUGAGGGCCUCAUUGACUUAUUUAAUGAUUUGGUUUAAGGUCUACAGUUAAACAAA